This is a messenger RNA of Cercospora beticola, 645 nucleotides long. RefSeq names its product putative quinol monooxygenase. Gene Ontology annotation, cellular component: cytosol. Gene Ontology annotation, molecular function: oxidoreductase activity. The record is from RefSeq and is a predicted model, not a curated record. Lineage: Eukaryota; Fungi; Ascomycota; Dothideomycetes; Mycosphaerellales; Mycosphaerellaceae.
CGAUUAGCAUCGUGAUUCCUCAUCUCCACGGUAAUUUUGCAGCUAUCACAGCAUAGCAUAGCAUAGCAUCAUGGAGACCAGCCCAGCAGAGUACCAGCGCGACGACUUUCUCGCCGGCAUUCCCCCGCCUCCCGAGGACGAGUUCUGUGUCUUCGGCACAGUCUACGCUCAUCCAGAGCAUGCAGAUGCUCUCGAGGCUGUAUACGCAGAGACGACACGUGUUGCAGCUUCAGAGCCUGGAAUUCUGUACUAUUGCCUGGCCAGAGACCAGGACGACCGCAACGUGUUCCACUUCUUCGAGCGCUACACUGGACGCAAAGCUUUCGAAGAGCACAACAACACGCCGACUGUGAGGAAGCUGCUGGCUGAUGGCCUCAUCAAAGGCGUAAAAGCAAAGUUCGUCAAAGCUAUCCAGCCGGCUGAAAGUGGUUCGACUUGAAAGCUUGUUGAGAUCAGGCCUGCAAGUUAUACACUUGCCCCCGGGGCGACAGAACUAGAUAUGCUAGCAAGCAACGAUCCAGAGUAACGAAGCAAGACGUGAGACCAUGAGCCAUUCCACCAUAUUGAUGUAAACACCUCCGGCGUCUCGUCGACUUCUUCAUGGUGCUGCGACUUCGCGCGCCCGCAGAUCCUUCCACACUAAAC